Molecule: messenger RNA, 1449 nt
Organism: Alosa alosa (allis shad)
Lineage: Eukaryota; Metazoa; Chordata; Actinopteri; Clupeiformes; Clupeidae
Product: trichohyalin-like
Source: RefSeq, a predicted model, not a curated record
GAGAGGAGUGGAGAGGAGCAGAAAAGGAAGGAGGAGGAGCAGAAAAGGAGGAGAGAAGAGGAGAGGAAGGAGGAGGAGGAGAGAGAAGAGGAGGAGGAGAGAGGAGAGGAGGAGAGGAGGAGGAGGAGAGAAGAGGAAGAGAGAAGAGGAGAGAGGAGGAGAGGAGAGGAGUGGAGAGAAGAGUUGAGAAAAGAGGAGAGGAGUGAGAGGAGAGAAGAGGAGAGGAGGAGAGAGAAGAGAGAAGAGGAGAGGAGUUGAGAGAAGAGGAGGAGAGGAGAGGAGGAGAGAAGAAAGAGUGAAGAGAGAAGAGGAGAGGAGUGGAGAGAAGAGGAGGAGAGGAGAGGAGGAGUGAGAGAAGAGGAGAGGAAGGAGGAGGAGAGAGAAGAGGAAGAGGAGAGGAGGAGAGAGGAGAGGAGGAGAGGAGAGAAGAGGAAGAGAGAAGAGGAGAGGAAAAAGGAGUGGAGAGAAGAGUUGAGAGAAGAGGAGAGAAGAAAAAGGAGGGAGAGAAGGGAGGAGAGAAGAGGAGAGGAGGAGGAGAGAGGAGAGGAGCUGGAGAGGAGAGAAGAGAGGAGGAGGAGAGAAGAGAGAAGAGGAAGAGGAGAGGAGGAGAGGAGGAAAGAGGAGGAGGAGAGGAGCAGAAAAGGAGGGAGAGAGGAGCUGGAGAGAAGAGGAGAGGAGGAGAGAGGAGAGGAGGAGAGAGAAGAGGAGGAGAUAAGAGAAGAGCUGAGAGAAGAGGAGAGGAGGAGAGAGGAGGAGGAGGGAGAGGAAGAGGAGAGGAGGAGAGAGGAGAGGAGGAGAGAGGAGAGGAGAGGAGAGAAGAGGAAGAGAGAAGAGGAGAGGAAAGAGGAGAGGAGGAGAGAGGAGAGGAGGAGAGAAGAGGAGAGGAAGAGAGAGAGAAGAGAGAGGAGAGAGAGAGAGAGAGAGAGAUAAGAGAGAGAGAGAAGAGAGGGAGAGAAGAGAGAGGAGAGGGAGAGAGAGAGGGAGGGAGAGAAGAGAGAGGAUAGGGAGAGAAAGAGGGAGAGAGGGGAGAUAAGACAGAGGGAGAGAGGGAGGGAGGUAGACAGAGGGAGAGAGAGGGAGAGGAAGAGGAAAGAAAAGAGAAGAAAAGAAGAAGAGAAGAGAAAAGAAGAAGAGAAGAGAAGAGAAGAGGAGAGGAGAGGAGAAGAGGAGAGGGAGGAGAGAAGAGAAGAGGAGAGGAGAGGAGAAGAGGAGAGGAGAAGAGAAGAAAAGAGAAGAGAGGAGAGGAGGAGAGGAGAAGAGAGGAGAAGAGGAGAGGAGAGAAGAGAAGAGAAGAGAAGAGGAGAGGAGAGGAGAAGAGGAGAGGAGAAGAGAAGAGAAGAGAGGAGAAGAGGAGAGGAGAAGAGGAGAAGAGGAGAGGAGAGGAGAAGAGAGGAGAAGAGGAGAGAAGAGGAGAAAAGAGAGCAGGAGCCGCAGAGUGCUUGUUUUUGA